CGCAUCGCCCAUCAACUUCAGCGCAUUUAUGACUUUACAGCCCGGCCCUCCAGUUCAUUUAGACAGCCUUGGCUUUGAGCGGACGGCCAUGUGCUUCCUGACACGCUGAAUUAUUCUGAAUCAUUUCACUUAAGGGCCCAGAUGCUACCUGUCUGUAGCCCUCCACCGAGAGGGCAAUUAAGGCAGCCUGGUGCCUGCUAAAUGCCCCCCUGCUUCUGCAUGAGCGGAUGCAUCUCCUUAUCUGUCAUGAUGUCGUGUGCACCUCGCCCCCUUCAUGCCCACAUACAUCAGCACAUUUGUGGCCACCGCCUCUUUUUUUUUUUUUUUUUUGCUGUCACUCUUCUCAGAGCUGAGUGCGAACAUGACAAAGGGAGAUACCUUGCACCACAGCAGCUCUUUUACCAGCUUGGAAACGGAUAUUCCUGCCACAAAUAGAGAGGAUUCGAGGAGGAUAAUUCACCAAACUGUUUGUCGAAUAAGUUGUUCCCUGUCAGACUGAGUUUGCGUAAAGAUUCGUCCUUGUCAUGGUAAACUGGAGGCAGCGCUACCUACUUCUUGGACUCCCAUCCUAAACAAAAGAGAUGGCUGUGGCCUACAAAGAUUGCUUCGCUGUCUUCAUCUACACCUUCACCUUUCUGCUCGGCCUUCCCGCCAACCUGCUUGUCCUGUUUGUGUACGUGCGCAAGGCCCGCAAGCAUGGUGCCACACCCAACGUGGUCUACGCCCUCAACCUGUGCGUGUCCAACCUGAUGCUUGUGGCCUGGCUGCCCGUCAAGGCGAUGGAGACUUUGCUUAAGGUCUGGAGGCUGCCAGCACCCGUCUGCCUCGUCUACAGCUUCUUCCUCUUUUCCUCACUGUACGGCAGCUGUCUCUUCAUCACAGCUGUGACAGUGGGGCGCUACCUCAGCAUCGCAUUCCCAAUCAUCUACAAGAGGUACCGCUGCGCUCGAUUCUCCUGCUUCGUCAGUGCUGCCUUGUGGGUCUUGGUGGUCCUCCACCUCAGUUUUGCUCUGGUGGCUGAAGGAGGAGGUAACUUUGUCUCCACUAACGGCAACAACUUGGUCUGCUACAACCAGUUCAACGCCUCCCAGCUGCAGGUUUUGCUGCCUCUACGCCUGGAGAUGGCCAUCAUUUUGUUUAUUUUACCUCUUAUCAUAACGUCCUUCUGCACACUACGCUGCGUCACCCUGGUGUGGCACUCAAAUUUACGCCCAGUGGGAAAAAGAAGAGUCCUGACUGUUGCACUCAGCACAUUGGCCGUGUUUGUGGUGUGUUACGCACCCUACAACACCUCGCACAUUGUUGGGUUUGUGCUGGGGGAGAGCGUCGAGUGGAGGACGUACGCUAUGCUGACGAGCGUUUGUAAUGUUUUCUUGGAGCCUGUUGUCAUGCUGAUGCUGUCGCCAGCUGUGUCGAGGGGGAUCAUGGGUAGAAUUUGCGGAAGACAAAGCCAGUUCAGCCGGAUUGAGGGAUUUCGGCAUCGAAUUAGUAGCGCUAAUGGUGUUGCAAAUGUCAAGGCACCACCUUCACUAUCUGAAAAGAGCCAGGCAGGGGCAGAGGUGACAAAAGGAAGUUAGGGGUGAGGUCACCGUAGGUGGAGACUUCCAGUAAACCUGAAAAAUCCAAAAGGAGAAAUAGCAGAGAUGUGGACUCGAGUCAGCUCAAGUGACUGGUUAAAUGACUUGCAACUUGUCGUGAGACUCGACUUGGAGUCAGAGUUAAAGACUUGGGAUUGACUUGCCUUAACUAAAAAAAUACAUUGGACUUGCUUGAGAUUUGGACCAAAUCACUUGGGUUGCACGCCUGAGAAAGAGGAUACAUCAUUCAUGGACAAACUGAUUGAAGCUGUUUGUGUAUGCCCCAGAAAGUCUAGCACCUGCCUUGUUAUCAGAUUCAGUUUACCUUCAGCUAACAGACAAACAGAAUGGCUUCAUCAAAGCUACAUCACACUAUCAUCAGCUCACAACUUCUUUGUUUUCUUCAGAUCAAAUGUUUCUUAAGAAAAAGGAUGAAUUUGAAAUGUAUCCCAUGUUAUAUCAAUAUUUUUGCUGACAAUAAAGUGACACAUUGUGUUUUUUUUCUUGUAUUCACACACUGGGACUAUUAGCAGAACUGGAAACCCAUGUGUUUGGCCAAGGAAACUGCAAACGUGUUCUUUGUCAGACUCCUUAAUUCUCUCUGGAAACAGUGAGCUGUGAGCUUCAUCGUUUGUAAAUGGCUCCAUCUGGUGUCUGUUGGCUUCCCUUUAAAGCUGUAACAAUGGAAUCACUUCACUUCUUCUGAAAAGUGUUUAUAUUCCAGUGGACCUGUGAGCAGAUCUUUCCAACUGCAAAUAUUUUGACUUUCAGCUAAUAAAAUAGUUGUCUAGACUCAGUGAAAUGGAACAGAUGUUUUAUUCAUUGCACAUGUGCUAAGCUACUGAAGAAUAAAGCUUUCACAUCUAUAAGUUUGAGAUUGAUUAUCCAUUUUAAUAUCAUGAUUGUGCAUUAAUUGAUUGGUUGCUGAACAUGUUAAUCACUUUUCUCAGUUUAGUCUGUUUGCUAGUAAAAUGUUCUAUGAUGUUCUUCAAAAUAAAGUGUGAAGUUUACAAGUG
Molecule: messenger RNA, 2593 nt
Organism: Acanthopagrus latus (yellowfin seabream)
Lineage: Eukaryota; Metazoa; Chordata; Actinopteri; Spariformes; Sparidae
Product: free fatty acid receptor 3
Exons: 1
Coding region: 582-1577 (331 amino acids)
Biological process (GO): response to fatty acid; positive regulation of cytosolic calcium ion concentration; positive regulation of insulin secretion
Cellular component (GO): plasma membrane
Molecular function (GO): bioactive lipid receptor activity
Source: RefSeq, a predicted model, not a curated record